AGUCCCAGCGCAGAGCGGGAGCUGAGAGGAGGCGGAGAUGGCGUCCCAGCCGCCGCCUCCCCCGAAACCAUGGGAGACCCGCCGGAUUCCGGGGGCCGGGCCGGGGUCAGGACCCGGCACCACUUUCCAAUCUGCUGAUUUGGGUCCUACUUUAUUGACAAGACCUGGACAACCAACACUUACCAGAGUGCCACCGCCUAUUCUUCCAAGGCCAUCCCAGCAGACAGGAAGCAGUAAUGUGAACACUUUCAGACCUGCUUACAGUUCAUUUUCUUCUGGAUAUGGUGCCUAUGGAAAUUCAUUUUAUGGAAGCUAUAGCCCUUAUAGUUAUGGGUAUAAUGGGUUGGGCUAUAACCGCCUUCGUAUAGAUGAUCUUCCACCUAGUAGAUUUGUUCAGCAAGCUGAAGAAAGCAGCAGAGGUGCAUUUCAGUCCAUUGAAAGUAUUGUGCAUGCAUUUGCCUCUGUCAGCAUGAUGAUGGAUGCUACCUUUUCAGCUGUCUAUAACAGUUUCAGGGCUGUAUUGGAUGUAGCAAACCACUUUUCCCGAUUAAAAAUACACUUCACAAAAGUUUUUUCAGCUUUUGCAUUAGUUAGGACUAUAAGGUAUCUUUACAGACGGUUACAAUGGAUGAUAGGUUUAAGAAGAGACUCUGAGAAUGAGGACCUAUGGGCAGAAAGUGAAGGAACUGUGGCUUGCCUUGGUGCUGAGGACAGAGCAACUAACUCAGCAAAAUCUUGGCCAAUAUUCUUGUUCUUUGCUGUUAUCCUUGGUGGUCCUUACCUCAUCUGGAAACUGCUGUCUACUCACAGUGACGAAGUAACAGACAAUACCAACUGGGCAAGUGGUGAGGAUGACCAUGUAGUUGCUAGAGCAGAAUAUGAUUUUGUUGCUGUAUCCGAAGAAGAAAUUUCUUUCCGUGCUGGUGAUAUGCUAAACUUAGCUCUCAAAGAACAGCAACCCAGAGUGCGUGGUUGGCUUCUGGCCAGUCUUGAUGGUCAAACAACAGGACUUAUACCUGCUAAUUAUGUCAAAAUUCUUGGUAAAAGAAGAGGUAGAAAAACAGUGGAAUCCAGUAAAAUUUCCAAGCAGCAACAGUCUUUUACCAACACAACACUAAUUAAAGGAGCAACAGCUGCUGAUUCUUUGGAUGAACAGGAAGCUGCCUUUGAAUCUGUUUUUGUUGAAAGUAAUAAGGUUCCAGUUGCACUUGAUUCCACUGGGAAAAAUGGAGGUAAACAAGAUCUUUGAUAACUUUCAUGUUUACCUGCAGCUGAACUAUACUUCAGAGUACUUUAAAAAAAUUUCUUCUUACAAAGAAAUUAAU
Eubalaena glacialis (North Atlantic right whale) is the source of this 1325-nucleotide messenger RNA. It is a transcript of the gene PEX13, whose product is annotated as peroxisomal biogenesis factor 13. Gene Ontology annotation, cellular component: peroxisomal importomer complex; peroxisome; peroxisomal membrane. The coding region runs from base 38 to 1249 and encodes 403 amino acids. NCBI's taxonomy places the organism in Eukaryota, Metazoa, Chordata, Mammalia, Artiodactyla, Balaenidae. The record is from RefSeq and is a predicted model, not a curated record. The transcript is spliced from 4 exons. Gene Ontology annotation, molecular function: protein binding. Gene Ontology annotation, biological process: protein import into peroxisome matrix, docking.